UCAACGAUAACGCCGCCCACCGCAAACACACGGCCGGCCGAUGCCUCCACCGGGAGCCAUGGCGGCGGCGGCGGCGCUGCUGCCCUCCUCCUCCUCAUCGCCGCUGCUCCGCCUCCCACGCCGCUUCCUCUCGCUCACGGCGACUCCCUACCCGCUCUAUUACGACCUCAUCGUCCACCGCCCCGCCGACCCCAAGCCCCCCAAGUCCUCUUCCGACGCCGGCGCCGACCGCCAGCCGCAGCCACCCCCCGAAGGGCAGCCGCUCGACCGCGCCAAGCGCCGGUACCUCCGCAAGCGCCGCAGCCGCCUCCUCCCGGACCCGGACGCCGCCGCCAAGCCCUCCGCGUCCUCCUCGUCGGAGUUCGUGGAGCUCCGGCCGGAGGUGGUGGACUUCCCGCGACUGCACGCGCGCGAGGAGGCGCUCUACUUCCACGACACCUUCGCCAUGCCGUGGGAGAAGGACAAGCACUACCGCAUGCUCUACCGCCUCGAGAAGAAGUACUUCCCCCACCAGUCGCUGGACAACGCAUUCGUCCCCGCCGACGCCGGGCCGCCGUCCGACGCCUCCAGGGGCCUCGUCUUCUUCGACGAUGAGAAGAAGGAAGAUGACGGAGAGGACCGGGUGGCCAAUAAGAAGGACGGCGACAACGACAAAGGGGAGGUGCUGGAGAGGAAGGUGGAAGACUUCUUCAGGUCUCUGAGGAAGCCCCCCGGCGAAGCCAGCACAAAGGCCAAGAGACCGGCGGCAGCCGGAGCGGAACCGCGGCAGUUUAAGCGUGAGGUGCCAAGGGAGGAGGAGCGCCCACAACCGUAUCUCGUGACCAGGACGACGGACCUGCCGCCGAGGUGGGACGGACCGGCUGGGACCGUCGUGCUCAUUGACAAGCCCAAAGGAUGGACUUCAUUUACUGUUUGUGGAAAGUUGAGGCGCUUAGUGAAAGUGCAAAAGGUUGGACAUGCUGGUACUCUGGACCCCAUGGCAACUGGAUUGUUAAUUGUUUGUGUAGGAAAAGCAACCAAAAUAGUCGAUAGCUACCAAGGAAUGGUUAAAGGCUAUAGCGGUAUUUUCCGACUUGGAGAAGCCACAUCAACCUGGGAUGCAGAUUCACCAGUUAUCCAGAGGGAACCGUGGGAACACAUCAAAGAUGAAGACAUUAGAAAGGCAGCAGCAUCAUUCAAGGGUGAGAUAUGGCAAGUUCCCCCGAUGUUUUCUGCCAUUAAGGUUGGUGGUGAAAAGAUGUAUGACAAAGCAAGGAGGGGUGAAACAGUAGAGCUUUCACCAAGACGCAUAUCAAUAUACCAGUUUGACAUUGAGCGCAGUUUGGAAGACAGACAGAAUUUGAUAUUUCGGGUUACUUGCUCAAAAGGGACAUAUAUUCGGUCCCUGUGUGCAGACUUGGGGAAAGCACUCAGAAGCUGUGCUCAUUUAACUGCCUUGCGGAGAGACUCGAUAGGCGAAUACUCAGUCAAUGAUGCUUCGAACUUUGAUGAGCUUGAAGAACAAAUUACCAAGGCAUAUUUAUGAGCACAAAUCAUGCCUUCUGGAAGAUGCCAGUGAGCUAGGUUACAUGCAGAUUACAACCAUUUCCCAUGGCACCACUAGAAAUUAAGUCAACAGUGAAGUGGUACCUUGAGUAGAUGUUUGUGUUGAAUCCUGAAACGGGUGGGCAGCCAUUCAUUCCCAAGGCUGUCAGCGCGGAUUGAGUGGAGCUGAAGAAUUGUGCGCUCGCUCAGUUCAUCGGCAUAGAUGAGGAACGCGAAAUUAGUCGCAGAUACAUAAGCUAGCUUGCAUUUAUCUGAAUUGUUGAUUUUCUGAACCGAACCUCCCAAUUCACAAUUGAGGGGGACACCAGAGUCUUAUCUAUGAGCUGACUAUCCAGAGGAUGGAUAGAAACAGUUUUUUUUCCUUAUCUUUUUUGGAAGCGAAGGAAACAGACAGUUUUGUUGACUUGUUGAUGUUUCUUGUCUCAACUUUCGACAAAAAGGUUGAGCGAUAUGUCUUAUAAAGGACUGGAUGAUUUGAUCGUGUAUACUUUUUCAUGAAAAGGUUGUGUAGUAUGUAUUA
Panicum virgatum (switchgrass) is the source of this 2065-nucleotide messenger RNA. Its product is annotated as tRNA pseudouridine synthase B-like. Gene Ontology annotation, molecular function: RNA binding; pseudouridine synthase activity. Gene Ontology annotation, biological process: mRNA pseudouridine synthesis; tRNA modification. Lineage: Eukaryota; Viridiplantae; Streptophyta; Magnoliopsida; Poales; Poaceae. The record is from RefSeq and is a predicted model, not a curated record. Bases 41 to 1525 code for a protein of 494 amino acids. The transcript is spliced from 9 exons. Gene Ontology annotation, cellular component: mitochondrion.